Messenger RNA from Lobosporangium transversale, 3589 nucleotides. Its product is annotated as UV radiation resistance protein and autophagy-related subunit 14-domain-containing protein. The record is from RefSeq and is a predicted model, not a curated record. The coding region runs from base 146 to 3550 and encodes 1134 amino acids. The transcript is spliced from 10 exons. Gene Ontology annotation, cellular component: endosome; lytic vacuole. Gene Ontology annotation, molecular function: SNARE binding. Lineage: Eukaryota; Fungi; Mortierellomycota; Mortierellomycetes; Mortierellales; Mortierellaceae. Gene Ontology annotation, biological process: SNARE complex assembly.
CUUCUGUAAAGCACAGCUUUAACCUUACGACAUUUUUUCUUAAAAAAAAAAAAGGGAAAAUAAAAAGGAGAGAGAAAGAGAGAGAAAGAGAGAGAGAGAGAGAGAGUCAUUGCCUCGCAUUCUGCAUAACUCUCGGACAGUCACGAUGGACAUGAGCCAGGCUCGACUAAAGCAGCGACAAGGACUCGAGCCCAACCAGCGUCGAAUUCGCCAUAUCCAUUGUAUCCAGGCCAGAAACCUCACAUUCACAAGGAAUGCGAAUCAGAAGACACUUGCCUCCGUGUUAUGUCAUUCUUCAGGUUCACAAUACCAAUCAAUUACAUCUUCACUGGAGCCGCCAUCCACCACGUCAUCCCCGACAAAGAGCUAUUUUAGACCUCCAUGGAGAAGCUAUCAUCAGGGUAUUCAAAAGGUCCGAGGACCAGGGUCAGAUGCAGGAUCAACCUCUGCUUCAGAUUCAGGCAGGGCUUCAUCCGUGAUCAAAGAGCCAAUCGCUCGCCUUUCCGCAGGAAUCAAGGCUACCAUGUUCAGUACUGGAUACUCACAUGAAUCAGGAUAUACAUUCGAGGCAGGGUCAACGCCAGGAGCCUCUUCAUCAAAAACAAAAACAAGGUACAGGGCGUCUACAGAUCUUUCGAUUUCAAAAUCCUUCUCGAAUGAUGGGCAGUACCGUUUUCAGCAACACUUGCGGCAAAUACAACAAGGGGAGGAUCCAUCCUCCUUAAGGCGGGUCUCAACAGAGUGGACAGCUAUUACAAAUUCACCUUCUUCAUUCACACCGUCAAAAGAACAGCACCUUUUCCACAGCAAAGACGCUCUUACACGUAAUAACAAAGAUUUCCAGAAUCAGAGCGCUAGUCUUUCGCCUAUAGGGAGUCAGUCAGUGCAACCCAAUGCUGGUGCAGAGGAGAGCACUUGGCUGCCGCCUUUUGUAACGAAAUUGAGCGAGAAACGUCGGCCCAUUCUAUUGGAUACCUAUUUCACGCUUCACAAUAUCACUAAUGACGCCAUCAUCUAUACCAGUGAAACUGUCAUGGGCUCCAACAAUCCUAAAUACAGCCCUCUCGAGGAACAUCAGUUUACUGAUCCAGCAAAACGGCGCUCCAAUAACGUCACAAUCCGGAUAUGGGCUGGUCAUUGUGGAUCGGAUUUUUAUCCUUUAUUGGAGUGGCGGGUUGAUCUUUGCUGUCUGCGCUUUAUCGGGAAGGAACUACGCGACUUACCAACAAGUUUACCAAACAACACAAUCCUAUUUGGGUUUCAUGAUGGGUUCUAUACUGCGCCGGAUGAGGGUGACACAGUGGAACAUGCUUUUCAUGCCUCAGUCACGGCUGAACCAACGAUUGUAAUACUAGGAUCAGGAUCUGGUGGAUUAGUUCAAUCCUACUCGUAUGAUUCUGUGAUGAGACUGAACAACCUGCAUGAGUGUAUCGCAGACACAAAGCGAUCUAGAGAUGAAGUCAAACAUAAUAUCGAGCUAGCUUUAAACAAAGAGGAUGCACCGAUGACCAUGCUAAAGCGCCGCAGCGAAUAUACGGAACGAUUAUGGCAUUUGCAACGACAGGUGGGGCAUGAGCUCAACGUUCUGGAACAAGCUCAGGACCGAGCAGCAGCUCUCAAAAAGGAACAUUCCGAGCGACGGAAGGCACUUGAAGAAUCCAGAGAACGUGGCCAAACACAGGAAAUGUAUCUGGAAGAGAAUCUUGUCAAUCUCGUAAACAGCAAGGAGAGUCUCUAUCAUACACUUAAAGAAUACUCCACUAAACGGACAGAACUCAUCGCCACAUUAUUUACGAUAUUUCCAAUCACUGAGUCAGAGACGAACCCCGGCCUUCUCAAAAUUUGCAAUGUGCCUUUACCCAACUCUGUAUACACCGGUCAGGAUGAGGACUUGAUUUCAAUAGGAUUGGGAUACACGUCUCAUCUAGUCACUAUGUUGGCCCACUACCUCUGUGUACCCCUGCGAUACCCAAUUACACCUAUGGGAUCAAGAGCAUCAAUAUUCGACCCUGUUUCUCUUUUGAUUGGACCUAAAGAAUUUCCUCUAUAUGGGAAAGGACAGGAAAGGAAUCGAUUCGAAUAUGGCGUGUUUCUUUUAAACAAGAAUAUUGAGCAGUUGAUGAAUUCACAAGGACUACAGUUCAUGGACCUUCGGCAGACCCUCCCUAAUCUAAGAUACCUUAUGGAGAUCCUACUUACUUCAUCCCCUAGCCAGUCUACGCUAUACAGAUCCAAAUAUAUUAAUCGAAGGAAACAGGAUCGCUCGGAGCAAAGCAGGCAGACAGAUUUUAUUGUGCUCCCGGUGGAACAACAUGGCUACCAGUAUACUAGUAGCUCUAAUGUCCUACAGGAUGGUUCAGUCAAUAAUGAAGAUAACCAGCAAGGAGAAGGGUUGAGGCCGAGAGCACAUACGCACGAACGUAAUCCAUCAUUAUCCAAACCUAACAGUACUAGCGAUCGAUCAUCGUUAAUACGGGAGUACGACCCCAUCGAAGGCGACUACAUGCUCGUUCUAGAUAAUGCCGCAACCAAAUCCUCUCGUCGUAACCGAAAAGGAACCAAUGGUAGCGAGAUAUCAUCAUCACACUCCAUAUCCACUGCAGAACAUACUGAUGUAUUAAAACUAGACUGUUCAUUAAUGGCGCCAAAAGAAGGACAUCACAGGAUAUCGGCGGGUAUAAGCAGUACCAUUCAUCAUCAUCACCAGUUGCAUCAGGACUACGCAUUAAGUACUAGCUUCAGUGGAACUGAAGAUGAUAACGAGAGCACGGAUGAUCCAGCGUUCAGGGAUUGGGCAAGCGAAGCACCACACAUUUCUGUAGAGAAGACAGAGGAGGAUGAACAUAGUAAUCCUGUCUUGACAACUCACCAAGAUUUCAAAAUGAUCAAUACGAAUGAGCUAUUCAGGACAGCCAAACCUGUGAUUAUUAUGGACAACCCUGAUAUUGACUACUCUAUCAGUGGUAAAAGUAGUCCUGCAACCAUGAGUGAAAGUGAACAUGAAAGCGAUCAUUCCCGACAUGGUUUUGCGAAACAACAACAAGGAACACACAGCGGAGUCCUUGAUACCACAGCACCACCACAGCCCAUAGGAUCAAACCCGACUAGUAUACGGGAUAGUGUCGAUGAAAUGAACAGGGACUCCACAACGAAUUAUCAAGACGUAUCGCAAUCAUCGCCAUCACAGUUACCAUCAAUAGCUGAUGCUACUGUGCCUUCAAAAGAUCGGAAACAAUUUAUAGCUUUCGGACGGAAGACCAGUGAGACGAUGAUCUCGGAAACAUUAAAAGAGACGCAGAUACCGAAAUUUAGACGGUCCAAGGUCAAUACGCCUCCGAGUACGAUGGCGUAUCAGAGUACUGGACGUUCUAAUGUGAAGCAUGAGAACGGUGGCAAUGAAGAGGAUAGCAGCAUAGGUCAUAAUCGAAGCGAUGAGGGCGAUUGCGAUCAGACGGACAUUAAAGAGAUGAUGCAUUCACACCGACCAUCAUCACCACCCGUUAACUCUGCGAGAACUAUUACCUCUGGGAUAUUUGAGGCGAGUGGAUAGAAAGAAAGAAAGAAAGAAAGAAGAGAAAAAAGAAAAUGG